GUUAGAGUGUUAGACGGAAGCCAUUCAUAGCUCCACUUUAACACUCAGGGCUAUGGCAGUACCGAGGCAAGCUCAUGGCGCCCUGUCCAUGGUUUUCGCUAUGCUCGUCGCAACAGCUGCUGUCGAAGCACAGAUGGAUGCAUGUGGCGCUGACCUCAGAGCGUUUCUUCCCUCACCUUUCAGUUCAUCCAGGCUCCACUGCGCACCGGUCUGGAACAACUUCAUCCUCAGGCAUUGGCAGAAUCAAGAUAACAUCAUCAGCAUUAUAUUAUCAGCAACUUAUACAUCAGGUUGGGUUGGUAUUGGUUUCUCCAAUGAUGGGAAAAUGGUUGGGUCAAGUGCCAUGAUCGGCUGGAUUGACAAUCAUGGCAGAGCAUAUAUCAAGCAGUACUACUUAGGCAGCCAGACUAGUUCAGGAGUCAAAGUUGAUCGAGGAAACUUGCUCACAACACAUACUCCUCCUGCAGUUGUGCUCUAUGGAGACAACAUUUACUUGGCAUUCCAAGUGAACUUUUCAGCUCAACUUGCCCAACCCAACAUUAUUUUGGCCUCCUCGGCAAUAACACCAAACACGUUUCAUCUAGCAGAACAUGAUGACAAGACAACGUUAUCUUUUGAUUUUUCAUCAGGUGAUCCUGUUAGCACUUACUAUCCAUACCAGCUGAAGAGAAAUCACGGUGCACUUGCGAUGUUUGGAUGGGGUAUUCUGCUACCUUUGGGGGCAAUCGUCGCUCGUUAUCUCAGGCAUAAGGACCCGCUUUGGUAUUACCUUCAUGUACUCCUGCAAUUUCUGGGUUACAUCAUUGGGCUUGCUGGGGUUGUUGCCGGCACUGCUUUGUACAACAGGAUACAUUCCAAUUUCACCACGCAUAGAGGCCUUGGCAUUUCAGUUCUUGCUCUUGGUUCCCUUCAGGUGAUUGCAUUUUUCCUUCAUCCUAACCCGGACUCUAAAACUCGCAAAUAUUGGAACCGGUACCACCACUGGUCUGGCAGGCUCUGUUUUUUCUUGGCAGCAGUCAACGUUGCUCUUGGAAUCGAAAUAGGUGGUGCCAACAUGUCAUGGAAAGUGAUUUAUGGGGCUUUUAUUUCUGUCGUCCUAAUCACUGUUACAUUUCUGGAGAUCAUGUUGUGGAAUAGGCUGGCCAAGGCCUCUACCCCCGGGAUCCAAAUGUCAACUUGUAGUUUGGAAUCCUGAAGCUGGAGAGAUAUCUACAGAGUACAGCUUAUUCCUGAGUAAAACAUCUGCAGAGUACAAUUUUCAGCUCUUUUUCUACUGCGUGUAUUCUGCAAACAUGGUUUUAGUUUUGUUGCCUCUUAUUUAAUUGUGAUCUCCUUAUAUUUAUGUGACAAAAUAGGUUGGGUUGUAUAAUGUUUUUUGCUGCCAACGAGCCAAUGUAUUUUUUUGUGUA
Lolium rigidum is the source of this 1409-nucleotide messenger RNA. Its product is annotated as cytochrome b561 and DOMON domain-containing protein At3g61750-like. NCBI's taxonomy places the organism in Eukaryota, Viridiplantae, Streptophyta, Magnoliopsida, Poales, Poaceae. The transcript has 4 exons. Bases 53 to 1195 code for a protein of 380 amino acids. The record is from RefSeq and is a predicted model, not a curated record.